Molecule: messenger RNA, 1763 nt
Organism: Clupea harengus (Atlantic herring)
Lineage: Eukaryota; Metazoa; Chordata; Actinopteri; Clupeiformes; Clupeidae
Product: melanocortin-2 receptor accessory protein 2B-like
Biological process (GO): protein localization to plasma membrane; regulation of adenylate cyclase-activating G protein-coupled receptor signaling pathway
Cellular component (GO): endoplasmic reticulum; plasma membrane
Molecular function (GO): type 1 melanocortin receptor binding; type 4 melanocortin receptor binding; corticotropin hormone receptor binding
Source: RefSeq, a predicted model, not a curated record
UGGGCUAGCCUACACGUCAGAAGACGAAUAGGAUCUGAAUAGGAUCUGAAGUACCUACCGUGGCAUACGGGUUUGAACGACGUUUGUCUCAGGGUUACAUACUCUUCAUGCCCUUUAUUAAGUCGUUGUUUAACGUAAGCGCUCUUACCGAUUGUGUUGGUGAAGCCCUUUUGAAAUUCGUGGUAAAUGUACAGAGCGGGAGACCUCAAUUUACUUUUACCAGUCUUAUUCUUGUGGAAGUUUUUCAACAAAAGCUGGACAAAACUCAUAUUUUUUUCUAACAGUGUUCUGGUGCGACAAUCUGGACAACAAAUACAGUAUUUGCCUCACCGUACAGUAUCGAGUUCAGCGUGCGCCGCACCGCGGACGUGUAGAUGUCGCUGCUAUGUCUUCGCUCCGCAACAACACUCAGAACGGUGGAGACGACUACGUUUGGCAGUACGAGUACUAUGAUGAAGAGGAACCCGUAUCUUUUGAAGGUCUAAAGGCGAAUCGCUACUCCAUAGUGAUAGGGUUCUGGGUGGGCCUGGCUGUGUUUGUCAUCUUCAUGUUCUUCGUACUCACCCUGCUCACCAAGACUGGAGCACCACACCAAGAACACCCAGAAGGCUUUUUUAAAUCAGUGCGAGUGGGCGCUUGUGUGGUGGACGUGGGCACCCAGGCAUUCUGUCGCCCCCUACUGGAAGACUCCCACUCUCCAUUCCACUUCAAUCGACCGGACCGGACUGUCAAUCAAACGGCUGAUGUCAUGGCCCCAGGCAAGCUUAUUGGCUGUGGUCCUGAAGGGCUCGUUGCAGAGGGUGACCUACUGUCUGAGUUCAACAUUCCAAAUGUCGUGGUGACGUCAGAGCCCGACUCGAACCUCACUGACGAUGACUUGCUUCUCUCUGAGCCGCCAAUCAUUGUGGAGGACCAAUCACGUGCCACUACUCGAGCGCACAUCUCCCACUGAGGACCAACCCUUUAUCUGAGGAUCCUUAAUAAUGAACACUUGUGAAAUAGAACCUUUUAGAACCUCUCCACUAAGGAACUUUAUUUCAAACUGAGGAUCCUUAAUAAUGAACAGCCUGUGAGCUAGAACUUUCUAGAUGUUAAACAUAAUGAGAUGCAUGUGCAUCUGAUUAGAAGUGGACUGUUCUCACAUUAGGGCUGUCCUAAACCAGAACCUCUCUGAAACAUGCUCUGGUACCUCAAAAAACCUGGUCUGGACCCACUAGUACCUGUUUCCAGUACUGAAAUGACAAGGAUCUUAUCUCUGCCAGGUUUUUUUUACUGCUGGAUCAAAAAGGAACAUACAUAGAACCAGAACAUGUAUCCAUUCCAGAUUCGGAUCAUCUUGACAGUGGAACACAUUGUGAUUCUUGAAGAUUCUGCGUUCUGAUGACCCAAUGCGCUAGGAGCCAGCUGGUCACACUCACCAUAGGGUUCACCAUAGGGUUCACCAUAGGGUUCACCAUAGGGUUCACCAUAGGGUUCACCAUAAGGUUUUCACUCAUUUUCCCAUGUUACCCCUUCAUAUGUCUUAAUCUACAGGAAAGAGCUCCAUCUGUGUGUUGGCUUUGUGAUGUUAAAAGUGAGAAUUAAUUGGAGGAAUAUUAGUGUGGAGACCUUUGUCUGAACCCGUAUUUAAAGUGUUAAGUGUAGAAAUGGUUGCAGCAGAGGAUGAAGACUUUUGUUAGGUCGACAGUGGUACAGUGGUAGAGAAGUCGUUUAGUAAUCAGAAGGUUGCUAGUUCGAUUCCCUGUCGAAGCGUCCUUGAGCAA